UAAGGAGUAUCUAUCUAUUUUAUUUUUAUUAAUCGAAUAAAACAAAUCAAAAGGAUAUCUAUCAUAGACAGUAAGUACUAAAGCUAUUUAUUAGGGAAGAUUAGAUUGAACAAACCAAAAUAAAAAAUGGGCUCAGUUAGAGAAUCUCAGAGUUCAAUUGAGAUGUUAAAAAAUUAAGUUAGCUACAAAUUAUACUUAAAUAAAACAAAUGAUAGAAAUGAUUCAAGUUCACUAAUAGGGAAUAAAUAAUCGCUUGUUUCUUAGUAAAAAGCAAUUAAAUACUUAGAAGAGAUAAAAUUAGAAAUAAAUAACCCCUACGCGUUUAAAAAGACAGCUUUAGUAUAAUAGGAAUAAGAAAAUAAUUUUAUUUUUUUUCAAUAAUUAAAUUAUUAUAAUUAAAUAAGUGAUGAUAAAAAUGAAUUUAAUGAAGAAUCUCUUAAAAAUUUCUACCACAAAAAAUUGCAAUUAACUUUUAAAGAGGAAUGCAAUAGAGUGAAAUUUAAUGAGUGCGAUUUGUGUAUUAGUGGUGCUUUGGCAUCUUUAUUCAUUCUUCACAUAAGAUUCUAAAUUACUUAUGAAGCAAAAUCAUUUUUUGAAAGCCUUAAAUUUUAGAAAAAAAAUCUUAGUGAAAGUGUUUAUAAUUAACUAAUUGAGCUUUUGUUUUAAUAAAAAUCCAUUCAAAAUAUAUGGUUUAAAGAACUAGAAAAGCUGUUUUCAUCUUAAAAAAGCUAUGAAGAAGUGCUUUCCUUUUUUCUUUAAAAUUUUACACAGGUGAAUUUGUAAAAUAAAAAGAAUGAAGAUGAUAUGAAUGCCAUACUUGAAUAUUUUUCUCAAAGCUUUCAAGUCUUUAUUAAAGUUUUUAAUGAAAAAGGUGAAAAAAUUCCUUUUUUCCCUUUCUAAAACUAAAUAUUUGAUGAUUAAAAAUUUUAAGAGUAAAAAGAGUAGAUCAUUCCCUUUAUUUUAAUUAAGCAAAUAAAGAAUGGCGUUGAUGUGUACUUUAGUCAGCCAUUUUUUAAUAUUAUCCCAGAAUAAAGCGACUUGUAACUAAUAUAAGAAAAACCGAUUGGAGAUUUAAUAAAUGAGUAAUCUCACUAUUUAGUUGAAAACACCAAUUACUUAAAUUAGUAUAGUGAAUAUGUCAUAACAAAUAAUCCUUUUUAGUGUAUAGUUUCAUUAACAUAUAUAAACAUGAUUUAAAAAAUGAUUGAUUUAGCAAAUAAUUCAAAUCUCUAAGAACAAGAAAAAGAAGAAGUAAAAAUGCUUUUGAACAAAUUUAAUAAAGCAUUCUAAAAAGAUAAGGGAGUAGACAACAGCAGUGGUUUUAGUGACUUAAAUUAGACAUAAACAUAAAAAUUUUGUAAUAAAUUAAAUGAAAUUAAAUAGCUCACCGAUAAAAAAAUAGAAAAAAAAAAUUUAAAAGAAUUUAUUAAAUUGCUAAGUAAUCUUAAAAAAGAUUUUGAAUAAAGUUAGGAAUUGAAGAAAUAAGCUUAUGAAUAUGUUAAAAAUCAAAUAAAAAAAAAAGAAGAGAUUUGCUUGAGCUCAAAAGAAAUAAAUGAGUAUUUCGAAGAUGAAUAUUAUGGUAACCUUUUGCCAAAAGAGUAUUUUCCUAGCUUGGUUAUUAGUCAGUAAGAAUAUAUUAUUUUAAUCCCUAAAAAAUUAUAGGGCUAAAAAAAAAGAAGCUCCGGUUUAUGUUUAAAAAUCAAAAGCUUUUUCAGAUGUAUUUGGUAUUAUUUAAGUUUUCAAUGCUGCCGCAGCAAAAAAAACCAAAAUGAAGAUAAUAAUGAAAGUUAAUCUCAUAAAGAAAAUUAAUAAAGUAGUUUGAGAGAAAAUUUAAUCAAUGAAUCUUAACAAACAUAAAAAUAAAUAGAACUGCCAAACUAUACUAGUCCCUUUUUUGUAAUUAUAUUUGAUUAAGAGGAAUAUACAGAAUAAAUGCGGAAAUAAACGAUGUAGGCUAAAACAUUAAGUUAAUUAAUAACAUCAAAAAGAGGUACUAGCUAAUUUUUUGAAAGUUCCAGUGAAAAUGAAUAGGAUAGCUCAGAAACUUAAUCUAUUUAAUUCUAAAAAGCUGAACCUAACUACCCAGAAAAGGCUCUGAAUAAUAAUUAAAUAUAAUCAAAACCAUAAAAUAUUUCUUAACCUAAAGUCUAAUAACCAAUUUAAGAAGAAAGUUCUCUAAAUAGAUAAGAUGAAGAAGAAGAAGAAUAAAAAUAAAUUGAAUAAAUUCCAUUAUGUUUGUAAGAAAAGGCUCCGAAUAAUAAUUAAAUAUAAUCAAAAUUAUAAAGUAUUUCUUAAACUAAAAUCUAAUAACCAAUUUAAGAAGAAAGUUCUCUAAAUAGAUAAGAUAAAGAAGAAGAAGAAUAAAAGGAAUAAAUUAAAUUAUAUUUGUUAGAUGAAAACUAACAAAAUUAACUUUAACAUUAAGAUUAAUAAAGUACCUAGCAACAAGAGUAAUCUGACUAAUAGCAAGCAUAAAUUGAUUUAUAAAAGCAAGCUAAUUAGAAGUAAAUAGAAGAGAUGUAAAAGUAUCAAGAGCAAGAAGCUAACCUGAAAGAAUUUCAAAAUAAACUAUCAAAGGCACAUAUAAUUUAAAUGUGUGCUUGUGGUAAUAUAAUAAAUGUUUUUUAUAAAAAUUAUAAUUGUUGCUAAAAAUGUUUAACUAAAAAGUUUUACAAAUAUUGUUGA
Tetrahymena thermophila SB210 is the source of this 2685-nucleotide messenger RNA. RefSeq lists its product as hypothetical. The record is from RefSeq and is a predicted model, not a curated record. The transcript has a single exon. NCBI's taxonomy places the organism in Eukaryota, Ciliophora, Oligohymenophorea, Hymenostomatida, Tetrahymenidae.